Opisthocomus hoazin is the source of this 2019-nucleotide messenger RNA. RefSeq names its product homer scaffold protein 3 (gene HOMER3). Lineage: Eukaryota; Metazoa; Chordata; Aves; Opisthocomiformes; Opisthocomidae. Gene Ontology annotation, molecular function: G protein-coupled glutamate receptor binding. The record is from RefSeq and is a predicted model, not a curated record. Gene Ontology annotation, biological process: G protein-coupled glutamate receptor signaling pathway.
AAGGGAGAAAUAAAUCAAAACGUGGAGAGAAUCCCAGCUGAAGAGAGGACGGGCGAGAAAGGAGCUGACACCCAGGCGGAGAUGGGGGAGCAACCCAUCUUCAGCACCAGGGCCCAUGUCUUCCAGAUCGACCCUGCCACCAAACGGAACUGGAUCCCCGCCAGCAAGCACGCCUUGACUGUCUCCUACUUCUACGAUGCCACACGCAAUGUGUACCGGAUCAUCAGCGUGGGGGGCACCAAGGCAAUCAUCAACAGCACUAUUACCCCCAACAUGACCUUCACAAAGACGUCCCAGAAAUUUGGACAGUGGGCAGACAGCCGAGCCAACACAGUGUAUGGACUGGGCUUUGCUUCGGAGCAACAUCUCUCCCAGUUUGCAGAGAAGUUCCAGGAAGUGAAAGAAGCAGCCCGUUUGGUGAGGGAAAAGUCCCAGGAUAAAACAGAGCUGACCAAUCCUGCCCUGAACAUCACGUCUCACCAGGUACUUCCCAGCCCCCUCAUCAGCUCCAAUGGGCCAGGAGAAGAUAAGCUAUUCCGGAGCCAAAGUGCCGAUGUUGAGAUAUCAACAGAGAAGGAGCGGCUGAAGAAGAUGCUUUCAGAAGGCUCGGUGAGUGAGGUCCAGUGGGAGGCCGAGUUCUUCAGCCUCCAGGACAACAACAGCAAGCUGGUGGCUGCUCUCCAUGAAGCCAACGCCAGCGUGGACCAGUGGAAGAAGCAGCUGGCUGCUUAUCAGGAGGAGACGGAAACGCUGCGGCAGCGGGUAGCAGAACUGGAGUCACAGGGGGCUCACGAUUCCUCCAGUGAGAACAACAAGGAAGAGCUGAGCCAAACCCUGGAGGAGCUGGAACUACUGAUCAAGGCUAAAGAUGAGGAGAUUCAGAUGCUGAAGAGCCAGAAGUGUGGCUGGUGGGAAGCAGAGGGCGAGCGUGAGGAGACACUGCAGAAGCUGCAGGAGCUGGAGGCACGCAACGCCGAACUGGAGCGACGCCUUCACCUUGCUGAGCAGACGCUGGCGGACACCCUGGCCGAGAGGGAGAAGAUGCAGAACGAGGUCACCAAGGUGGCAGAGAUAAUGGAUGUGAAGAUAUUUGAGCUCAGUGAGAUCCGUCAGGGACUAGCCAAGCUGGUCGAGAGCAACUGAGCAGCAGCACGCUCAAAGGAGACGCCUCCGGAGGAGGGGAGCCCGAGCUGGGACUGGUCACUGUCAGCUAUUACGGUCACAGAACAGCCUCGAGGUCUGUUCGGGCAGGAUACGCCAACAUACCAGCAGCUGCCUGGACAGCGUGGAGACCAGCCGCAGCCGCUUACUGCCCACUGAACACCCAGACGGGGCAGAGAGGACCUGAGCUCCUGAAUCCUCUCCAGGGAGCAUCUACAAGUCACAGCCAGACCUCUCUGGACCCUGCCGCGGCUGUGGCGUGGUCCAGAGAGAGCAGUUGUCCCCGUGCUGCCUUCCCAGCCUCCCCGCUGCCACACUGUGUCUCCAACAUUUUUACAGUUUUCUAGGGGAAGGGGCUGAGCAGCCUUUGCAUUUUUUCAGUAGUUUUUUAGGAAACCACUUGCCUUUUGCAAAUAAGCCGCCUGUUUCCCCACCGAGGGAGGGAGGAGACGUCCAAGCACACCGAGGACAACAGUUGCUCCUUUUCCUCUUCCCCAGCCCUAACCGCAUCACGUCUCUCUAACAGGAUCCAGUAACACUGGUCGCUGCCAGGAGCUUCCAGAGGUAGCAGAGUCCCCACUGCCGAGAAGGGCGCUUGCCUGACCGUGUGUCCUUUCCACUGUUCAGUCACUUCCUCCAGAGGAAAGGAACUGCAGGUUUUAAAGCCCUUAUUAGUUUAACACAGCGGGAUUUAAUGACUUGUUAAAACUCCUUUAAGCGGAGAAGAGUAAGGGCUUGGUUGGGAAAGGGGCAUUGGAGAAAUGGGACAUCCCCAAGGGGAGGGCCAGCAAACUGCUAGAUUGGCAUCUCUCCCAGCCUCUAAAGGGCUGCAGUUAAUUGAAAUUAAAUGGAGCAAAU